This is a messenger RNA of Hippocampus zosterae (dwarf seahorse), 2406 nucleotides long. Its product is annotated as regulator of G-protein signaling 9-binding protein. The coding region runs from base 510 to 1250 and encodes 246 amino acids. Gene Ontology annotation, cellular component: neuron projection; photoreceptor outer segment. Gene Ontology annotation, biological process: G protein-coupled receptor signaling pathway; detection of light stimulus involved in visual perception. Lineage: Eukaryota; Metazoa; Chordata; Actinopteri; Syngnathiformes; Syngnathidae. The record is from RefSeq and is a predicted model, not a curated record. The transcript has a single exon.
CACCGUGGACAUCGCUUUUUGCGAGCACGUGACCACAGAAGGCGCUUAGUGGCAUUUAAACAUCACCCAUUGCGCUUUCCGCCACCAAAAUAGACUCACGAAGCCAAACGGAAUCAAACGGCAAACGUCUCUAUGUCGAGUGGACGCUAUUUCCCUUCCUAACGCCGAAUGACACUCUCCUUCGUAAUUUUUGAAUUUACGGACUUGUUUUUUCCCCCCUCUCAUUAUUUUUGCCACCUGUAGCUAAGAGUGGGUAUUUUUAAGAAACGCGUUAUGGGAUUAUUGCGCAUCCGUGCGUAAAGGAGUGGAAACGGGGCUAAAUCCCAUUUGAGGGCGCGUAAACCUCCUGGAGUGGAAGCGGCAUGCAGGAUAGAAAGGAAUGCGCACUCACAUAGGAGAGAGGUGAUCCACAAAGAUCGCCAUUUCUCUCGUUUGUCAUAUUUCUGGGAGGACGAGGAGGGAAGGGAGGAAGAGGCGGAGGGGGAGAGAGAGCGCGUCGCUGAGCAGCCAUGGGCAAAGAGGAGUGUAAAACUAUGCUGGACGCCCUGAAUAAAGUGACGGCGUGCUACAGGCACCUGGUCGUGGCUCUGGGCAGUACGUCGGACUCGCAGAACUUGCGCGAGGAGCUGAAGCGGACCCGCAAAAAGGCGCAGGAGCUCGCCGUGGCCAACCGGACUAAACUGACAUCUCUGCUCAAAGACAAGAGCAUCAGCAAGGAGGACCGCGCUGAGUACGAGCGGCUAUGGGUGCUCUUCUCCAGCAGCAUGGAUCUACUGGAGGUGGACAUGAAGCGCUCGCUGGAGAUAGGCCAGGACUUCCCCCUCAAGGUGCCCACCAGGCACCUGAUUCAGACUGGCAUGACGGGCAGCACCAGCACGGUGGCGGCGCGCGCCAUGAGCGUGCAGAACAUGAAGUACGAGGCGGACAGCAACAUCGACACGGCCGACCUGCGGGACCUGCAGGCCGAGAUCGGCCAGGUGAGUCAGAUGAUGGAGGAGAUGGAAAUGAAGGUGCAGGUGGCGCCGUGGGCCGUGGAAGCCAAGCAGGAGGCGGGCGCAGAGCUCAAGUCCAACAUGAGCGUGGGAAAUUCCUCCGUGGGCAUCAUCUCCAUCUGUGAGGAGGAACCCAAGGACGAGGAAGGCGGGGGAGGCGGGGACUCGGGCUUCGCAUCCAUCUGCGCCGUGGUGGUCUUCUUUGUCAUUGUGACUGUGGCGGUGGUGCUUGGAUAUCUGGUCAUCAACAUGUCCUGAACAACAGCCCGUCCCUGGAGGGGUUAGGUUGGGGGGUGGGGGAGGGGGUGCCUAAUUAAAAAAAGGUUCAGCCAUACAGAGCAGUGGUGUAACUGGCACCAAAAAAAUGCCACUUAACUACAGUACAGUAACUCUCUUACUGUCACGGUGUGCUGUUUCCACAACAAGCAAUGUAGGAGAUAAUACAAGGUGGCAGAGAGAGAGUGAAAACUACAAGAGGAGACAAUGGCGAUCAGGCACAUUUGGAAGUAGCUUUUAGGGUCCAGAGGUUAUUUAUUUUUGGAGAAGGGAAUGGGAAAGAAAACAAAAAAAUAUGUGUAGUGGAGAGUAGAAUAUAUAUUUAUCGUCCCUGUGGGGCAGUUGGCUUAGCUGUACAAUUGCAAGGAACUUCAUGGCAGAUCAUUAGACAUACUACACAAACUGAAGUCCAUUCAUUCGACUCUAACAAAACAAGUCUCACACAAUACAAGACACUAUGCACCCUUGGAGAUCUUUUUUUUUUUUUCCUUCAAUUGACUGAAUGCAUUUAUGGCUUGUGGCACCGGAGAGAAUUUGGGUCUGCCCUAGGCCAGAGGUGGGGCAACAGUAUUCAAAAAACGAUGUCAGAGGGUGUGUAUAACACAUUCAAUGUUAUUUGCCUUUCUCGUCAGUCUGUCUUCAUAAAUGCGUUCAAUGCUGAAAUGGAAGGCAGUAUCUGGCCAUCAGCGACACGUAAUCCAAGUGGAUUAGCGAGACAGCUCAUGUAGCCUGACUACUAUUCCUCUUUGACGCUAGACGAUGCUUCACAUUUAGACUUGUUCUUCUGAUCGAGGGAAAAGCACGACAGGCAAAGGUUUGCUCUUCACGGGCUGGAUGUGAUUUAAUGGGCACCAUUCCAUAGUGUAGCUAGUUGGCAUGAAGCCAGAUUGUUGUGCAUCAAAUCACAAUGCUAUGCUAAUGCUAUCAGAUGGUGGGUGGGGGUCAAUUUUUACGUAUCACACCAGCUCACUGUUAAGCUUGUGCUUCUUUUCAGGGUUGAAUGUAUAUACAGUAUUGCAACAUGUGUAUGUAUAUACGGUACAUGAAUAUAUAUGAAUAGAGGUUUUGUACAGUCAUCUGUCAGAUAAUGUACAUACAAGCAGGUAUAUUUAUUAUAAUAAAAACAAUUCAAAAAGCA